GCAAUGGAUGAUUGUCUUGUUUUCUUUUGACCGCUUUGUUAUUAUGUUUGUUGUCAUAUGAUUUCGGAGAGUUCUGUUAAAUACAAUAUACAAUUCAAUCCAAAUCCAUUUACUAUCUCGGUUGUUCUGGAGUUGUAUCGAGUGAAUCUUUGUUAUUUACAGGUGGCGCUGAAGCCGACACUGAUGGCCACAGGCAUUUCCAGUCAGUACUUUCCUGUCCCAGAUCGUCCAACUUUAUUUUUUUUAAGAUUAAAUCAUGUCAGGUCCACCUCAUGGAUUUCCAUCAAGUUUUACCAAUGCUCAGCAAGCAGCCAUGAGAAACCCAUUUGUAGGAGGUCCGGGAGGCCAAAUACCAGGGUUGAUGCCCCCAACACAGCAGCCAGGUCCAAUGCCGGGAAUGGUGAAUCCCCAGGGAGUUGGGUACGGAAUGCAAGGAGGGGUUGGAGUGGGAAUGCAGCCGCAGAAUCCACAGCAGGUUGCCCAACAGAUGCUGCAACAGCAACAGCUCCAGCUCCAACAACAACAACAGAUGCAGCAGCAACAACAGCAACAGCAGCAGCAACAACAGCCCCAACAACAGCCUCCUCAGGUGGGAGUACCAACAACGCCUGUGGUGGGGGGCCCAGGGGUGGUGCCACCUGGUGGGAUACAACAACAACCCGGUGCUGCGCCACCCAAUGCCACCCAGCCUAAGGAGUUCAACACAGUAUCACUUUGCAAGUUCGGACAGGAAGUCAUCCAAGAUAUAGUAUCGAGGACAAGCGAGAUAUUUCAGACCUUGAAAACUAUUCAGCCUCCGAAUGGUACACCUCAAGGGGCCAAUGCCAGCAAUGAGAAGAAAGUCAAGGUUGCUGAACAACUCCGCCAUGUGAGGAUGCUGUUCAAGCGGUUGAGGAUAAUCUACGAGAAGUGCAACGACAGCUGCCAACUGCAAGGCAUGGAAUAUAUGCACAUUGAGAGUUUGAUUCCUCUGAAGGAAGAGUGGGACAUGAAGUCAGAAGAGCGCAAGAUGUCAGAACAGUACCGAGUCAGCUGCGAUGAGAGCAAAGAAGUCAUGGAGCAAGUAGUGCAGAAGAAUAAACACCUUAAGGAAAUAAUUGACCAUCUGAGGAGGAUAAUAUUUGAAAUCAACACAAUGUUAGCAAUGAGAAGAUCUUGAGGAUUUUUCUUUAUUUUUUUAUUUUGGGGUGAAUAUCUACAAGACUGAGAAGAUUUUAUAGUUAACUGAUCAAGAAUCAAGAAGCUUUUAUUGCCGUCCCACAAACAAUAUAUAGAAAAAUUCUUAGUUGUCUAAAUGUCACAUAAUAGGCUACCUAAUGUAUGCCUAAGCAAAAAAAAUUACAUACUAUCAAUAAAUUAGGUACAGUGAAAAAUACAAGUCAAAACUCUUAAGACUAAAUUAAAAAUUAAAAUAAAUCGUCAGUACUGCUAGAUAACAUCUCUGCAACAGAAUAGAAGGAGUUUUGCUUCAGCCACCUUAAAAUAACAUUUUAAAACUUUUUAUUAGUAAUAUUCCUACAACCUAAUGGUGAAGGAAACAGGAUUUUUCCUGACAUUUUCCAUCGUUCAGUGAUUAAAAAAGAAAUCAGUAACGCUACGUUUCGAGAUCUGCAAUCUGAUCUCUUCUUCAGGUAAAUAACUAACCUAACACAUAAUAACAAAGUAGUAACCUGAAGAAUAGAUCAGAUUGCUUUACUCCUUUGGUCAAUGGAUCUUACAGCCUUUGUGAUUUUGUUGGUUUUAUCAUUCCUAAAUGGCAUUUUGUUACUUGAAAUUUUAUUACUUGGGGUUGGCAAGGCUGAACUGAUUCUGUCACGUCUAGCAGACUGACCGAAGACGUCAGAAUCAACUACUGCUGAAGUCAAGUCACUAUUAUUAUACGGCCUAACCUCACCAGCCAACGAGUUAUUGUUACUAGUUUUUAAAAACACUGCACCAGAAUUGUCAAUAUUCUUUUCAGCAAACUUCAAAACAUGAGAAUAAGAAGCACGAUUGCUGCCAUUCGUUAAAAUAUCACCAAUAAGCCUAGGUAUAGUGACUCAAAACUGAGGCUAGCCUAGCAUUUUCAGCUCUCAAUAUUUCUGGUUGCAAAAAUUACGUUAGUUGUUCGUUAGAUCAAGAAUCUGAUCAGUCACUUUUAUAUGACUAAUGCACUAAAAAAGUCCAUUAUUUUCAUUAUCGAAAUUAUAAACUGGCAACGAAACAGGUAGCGGUGGCAUACUCACAGUAUAUUCACUCUGCUCUGGUUGCAGCCUACACUUGUCACACAAAAAAAUUAGCCUUUUCACCUUUAGAAAAUGAAUGACCAUAUAAAGUGAAAAGGCUAAUGAUUUUCCUGUGUCCUCGAAAUAGAACCAAUGCUCACAUUUUCCCUCACACAUAAUUCCACUAUUGUUUCUUGUAAUCUUUUUUGGACAAGCUCCACAACACUCUUACUCGCCGGUGCCAUCUUGGUCAACCACUGAUGUCAUAAGACUAUCAUAACUAUGUUAUAAAGAUGUCAUAAGUUAUCUCUCAGAGCGAAUUGUGCACAAUCUCACCGCAUGGUGUACAAAUCUCGGUUGUAAUGUAUUGUAACGUUGUGAAACCUGUAUGUUAGUGUAUACUGUGGAUAGCAUCUUUGUCAAUUAUGUUAGUUUGUAUAUUUUGUAUAUAAUACGAUUAAAUUUUAUGUUAUGUAUUAAAAUAAAUGUUUCAAUUGAA
Homalodisca vitripennis (glassy-winged sharpshooter) is the source of this 2703-nucleotide messenger RNA. Its product is annotated as mediator of RNA polymerase II transcription subunit 30-like. The transcript is spliced from 9 exons. Bases 257 to 1159 code for a protein of 300 amino acids. Lineage: Eukaryota; Metazoa; Arthropoda; Insecta; Hemiptera; Cicadellidae. Gene Ontology annotation, biological process: positive regulation of DNA-templated transcription. The record is from RefSeq and is a predicted model, not a curated record. Gene Ontology annotation, molecular function: transcription coregulator activity. Gene Ontology annotation, cellular component: mediator complex.